AUGAAAAUUGGCCAGAGCAAUGCCUUAAAGCCGAAGGUGUUCGUAGGGCAUUCGAAUGGGACCCCCUAUGACAUCUUUGCUACUGCCACCGCAGCGAAGGAUAGGGGACUGGCUAGCACAACUUCGUCGCCUUAUGGAUUGAACAUACAAUCCAAUGGUCAGGAAUCUCAACAAUCUUAUGAGAUUGUGGGAACUGCCAUUGAUAUCAAAGACCCGCACGGGUAUCAUGUACAAGCCCUUAACCCACCAAAGGAUGAUUGCCAGGGUCGAUUUUACGAUACACGAUAUCUGGCCUCUGGGUUGUAUCCUCCUCGGGAAGCUCAUAUGGAAACAACAGAAGUAGAACUCCUCCACGAUGAAGAAGGUCUUCAGCAAAGAACAGCUUCAUCCACGAGGGGAAAGUAUUUGGAGGAUAUAGGGACGAUGGAAUCAAAGCCUGCCUUGCUCCCAAAAGAUAACAGCCAAGAGAAGCUUUGUAAUGAAGGACAUCAAAAAUAUUCGACCUUUUCAGAUGACAAGGUCAAAGACAAGACUUCGAAUUCAAAAAGAAGGGCCGAUGACACCAAGGCACCUCAUAAAAGGAGUCGUACCUCCGUGACAACCGAUACCGAUAAGAGGCUUGAGACAUUUGCGUGUCCCUACUACAGAAAGGAACCCGAACGCUAUCUUGAUUGUCUUAACCUGAAGAUGCUUCGAAUAUCAGAUGUCAAGCAACAUUUGAAAAGGCGGCAUACCUUCAAUUACUCGUGCACCAGAUGCUUCGAGGGCUUCGUAUCAUCGAAUACAUAUGAGGAGCAUGUACUAUUAAAGUCUUGUCCGAUUACUGAGUGCAAUAACAACUAUGGCGUUUCACCUGUUGCGCAACAAGCACUCAAGGACCGCGUUGAUAGAAGUUCCUCUCCUGAACGACAGUGGCAUGAAAUAUCUAGGAUACUAUUUGGGAAGCUCGGGCUUUCGCUGAAUCCCUAUCAAGAUGGUGUUUUCAAGGAGAUAACAGGAAUCAUCCGCGGGAUAUGGAAGAGCGAAGAGCAGGGUAUUAUCUCUAGUUUGAGGGAAACACAGAAUGUACCUUGCGCUACUCAAUUGCGCCCGCUGCUGUUCGAAAUCCUUGCGAAAGUCGAAGAUUGCUUUGAACAAAAAGAGAAGAAGUCUCCUGAAAGAAAUCCGGCUGAGAGAUCUGAGAGCAUUGAAUAUACGGCGACAAAACUAAGAGACGAAGGAAAGUCGGAGCAUGAUUGCAAGCCUCCGGGGUUCAGCACUAUCAAGAACAACAAUGAUUCUUAUAACCCAAUGCAAGACUGGCCUUAUUCAGCCAGUCUCGACACAUCCAAUAGCAUCUUCAACUACAGUAUGCUCCCUGAUUAUCAGAAUCAGCAGGUUGGAUGCCCGUUUAUGAAUCUCUCAGUGCACCAUCCUGAAGAUGAAACAAAUUGGCAUUCUAUAGGCCCAAAUUCCAUUACUUCAAUGGAGAAUGUUGUGGCACAUCAAGCUUCUAUGGAGAACUUUGCGUUCACAGAAGACGAUCUCCAUUCAGCUCAGAUGCCUGACAUGUUUGACUAA
Molecule: messenger RNA, 1560 nt
Organism: Fusarium fujikuroi IMI 58289
Lineage: Eukaryota; Fungi; Ascomycota; Sordariomycetes; Hypocreales; Nectriaceae
Exons: 2
Coding region: 1-1560 (519 amino acids)
Source: RefSeq, a predicted model, not a curated record